Aspergillus saccharolyticus JOP 1030-1 is the source of this 760-nucleotide messenger RNA. RefSeq names its product HIT family protein. The coding region runs from base 118 to 522 and encodes 134 amino acids. The record is from RefSeq and is a predicted model, not a curated record. Gene Ontology annotation, molecular function: catalytic activity. The transcript has 6 exons. NCBI's taxonomy places the organism in Eukaryota, Fungi, Ascomycota, Eurotiomycetes, Eurotiales, Aspergillaceae. Gene Ontology annotation, biological process: nucleotide metabolic process.
GAGCUUACUGUUUGAACUGAGUAGACCUUCCUCAACCCCGCAUUCGGUCAUCUCGACUCUGUUCCAAGCUCAAAAACACCUUACCACAUUUCAAGUCCACCACGUACAUACAGCAAAAUGUCUGCGGCCUGUGUCUUCUGCAAGAUUAUCAAGGGUGACAUCCCUUCCUUCAAGCUCUUCGAGAGCGACAAGGUCUUCGCUUUCCUUGACAUUCAGCCCCUUAGCAAGGGUCACGCGCUCGUCAUCCCCAAGUACCACGGUGCCAAGCUCACCGAUAUCCCCGAUGACCACCUCCAGGAACUCCUGCCCGUGGCAAAGAAGAUCGCCCAGGCCGUGGGUGCCACCGACUUCAACAUUCUGCAGAACAAUGGCCGCAUAGCGCACCAGGUCGUUGACCAUGUCCACUUCCACAUGAUCCCCAAGCCCAACGAGACCGAGGGACUCGGCAUCCAAUGGCCCACCCAAGAGACGGACAUGGACAAACUCAAGGCUUUGUUCGAGGAGGUCAAGUCGAAAAUGUAAAUCUCCGGGAAAGUGCCCUGUAACCGCUAGUUUUUGCAAGAAGGAAAUGCACAGCGAUCACACUAUGAUCCAUCUUUAUCAUGAAUGAAUGAAUGAAUGCUUGGGCAAGAUUGCAGCAUUUCUCAGCCAGCAGUAACAUUUGAAUUUUAUCUUUGCGACGAGAGGGGAUUGUACCAUUGUUUGAGAGUGAAUUUGCCUAUUGUGAGAUGAAUUGAUGAAUUGGUGCAAGACGGAUUAG